AUGAUGGACGACGAAGCUUCCGUCGGGAUUGGCUCCCCUCGAGCCGGUUCUCGAAGACACGGCGGCAAAGGGAAACGAAGCAUCGGACAUCAUGGCGAUGCCAGCUGGGUCAGCUGUGUGAUCAACUUGGUCAACACAAUUAUCGGUGCCGGUGUUAUGGCCAUGCCGCUAGCCAUCUCUCACAUGGGAAUCGUCCUCGGUGUCUUUGUGAUUCUGUGGUCAGGAAUGACCGCAGGUUUCGGUCUAUAUCUCCAGUCUUUAUGUGCCCGAUAUCUCGAACGAGGCACUGCAUCCUUCUUCGCCUUAUCCCAGAUCACCUAUCCUAAUAUCGCUGUCAUCUUCGAUGCCGCCAUUGCGGUCAAAUGCUUCGGAGUCGGUAUCAGCUACCUCAUCAUCAUUGGCGAUCUGAUGCCGGGCGUGGUUCAAGGAUUCGUUGGAGGUGCUCCCGACUAUGACUUUUUGGUGGACCGGCAUUUCUGGGUAACGGCCUUCAUGCUCAUCGUUAUCCCUCUCUCAUACCUCCGUCGCUUGGAUUCGCUCAAAUACACAAGUAUUGCAGCUCUGGUCUCGAUGGCCUAUUUGGUGGUAUUGGUCGUAUACCACUUUGUGAAAGGGGACACCAUGGAGGACCGUGGUCCGGUUCGAGUGAUUCACUGGGCAGGCCCUGUGCCUACCCUCAGCAGUCUGCCUGUCAUUGUUUUCGCGUUUACAUGCCAUCAGAACAUGUUCUCAAUUUUGAACGAGAUCGGCAACAACAGCCAUUUCCGAACCACCGGUGUUGUCCUGGCCAGUAUCGGUAGUUCUGCCGCCACAUACAUUCUUGUCGCUAUCACUGGGUACCUCUCCUUUGGAAACAGUGUCGGCGGAAAUAUCGUGAGCAUGUACCCACCGGGUCUUUGGGCUACGAUUGGCCGCGCUGCUAUCGUCAUGCUUGUCAUGUUCUCGUAUCCUCUUCAGUGCCACCCGUGCCGGGCCUCCGUUGACGCAGUGCUGCGCUGGAGGCCCAAGUCCUCGUCCAAUAGCGACACCUCCCCUCAUCGGAACCCUCUUCUGGGCCAGAGGGGCGGCCGAACUGCGGAGCCGAUGAGUGACCUCCGAUUCUCGAUCAUUACGACUACCAUCCUUGUACUGAGCUACAUUGUGGCCAUGACUGUGUCUUCUUUGGAAGCUGUUCUUGCCUAUGUCGGCAGCACAGGAAGCACCAGCAUUAGUUUUAUCCUCCCGGGAUUAUUCUACUACAAGAUCUCCUCUCCCGACUCGCCCCACCACCAGCGUCUGAUGAAAGAAGACGACGAAGCAGCGGAAGGUAUGCUGUCCGACGAUAGCAACGACGAAGAUGGAGAAGAGAGCGUGCAGGCACGCCCCCUAACCGACAGCGGCAUCCUCCGCCGAGGAAAACGCCACUGGCGCCGAACCCUACUACGAAAGUUGAGUUUGGCACUCGUAGUAUACGGAGUGGUGGUUAUGGUCGUAUGCCUGAUCACGAACUCUGUUUUCAUUGCUUCUCACUAG
This is a messenger RNA of Aspergillus luchuensis, 1512 nucleotides long. RefSeq names its product putative amino acid transporter. Gene Ontology annotation, cellular component: fungal-type vacuole membrane. Gene Ontology annotation, biological process: amino acid transmembrane transport. Lineage: Eukaryota; Fungi; Ascomycota; Eurotiomycetes; Eurotiales; Aspergillaceae. The record is from RefSeq and is a predicted model, not a curated record. The coding region runs from base 1 to 1512 and encodes 503 amino acids. The transcript has 5 exons. Gene Ontology annotation, molecular function: L-glutamate transmembrane transporter activity; L-tyrosine transmembrane transporter activity; L-arginine transmembrane transporter activity.